Molecule: messenger RNA, 2237 nt
Organism: Spea bombifrons (plains spadefoot toad)
Lineage: Eukaryota; Metazoa; Chordata; Amphibia; Anura; Pelobatidae
Gene: ELK3
Product: ETS transcription factor ELK3
Exons: 6
Coding region: 364-1740 (458 amino acids)
Biological process (GO): cell differentiation; regulation of transcription by RNA polymerase II
Cellular component (GO): nucleus
Molecular function (GO): sequence-specific DNA binding; DNA-binding transcription factor activity, RNA polymerase II-specific
Source: RefSeq, a predicted model, not a curated record
GGGACUGUCCUUCCUAAAAAAGGGACGCUUGGGAGGUAUGCUAUGUGUGUGUUACGUUACAGCGAUGCUGAGUAUCAGCAGCCAGAGAAAGGAGAGGGAGGAAAAGCCUGUUUACACAGACUGUAAACCGCCUGGGGAAUAAUGCAGCAGAGGAAGUGAGCCGGCUCUCUGUCUGACUGCUCCAACUUCCUGCUCUCUCUCACACACACAGCACUGAAAAAAAGAAAAGAAAGAAAAAAAUCAGGAUCUCAUUACAACAGGAACGCUCGCAGACGGCUGUCAGCAUGGAGCGCGAACACAUAUUACCUGCUCCAUUGUAGAGCAUUAAGGGGAAAGUUCCGAGGACACAGCAGGAGUUCGGGUAUGGAGAGUGCAAUCACUCUGUGGCAGUUUCUUUUGCAACUGCUUUUGGAUCAGAAACAUGAACACCUCAUCUGUUGGACGUCAAAUGAUGGCGAAUUCAAGUUGCUUAAAGCCGAGGAGGUGGCCAAACUCUGGGGGCUUCGCAAGAAUAAAACUAACAUGAACUACGACAAACUGAGCAGGGCUCUGAGAUAUUACUAUGAUAAGAACAUUAUCAAAAAGGUCAUUGGGCAGAAGUUUGUAUACAAGUUUGUCUCCUUUCCGGAGAUAUUGAAAAUGGAUCCUCAUGCCGUGGAAGUCGGCAGAGACAGUCUGCUGCUGCAGGACAGCGAUUGCAAAAUCUCGGCUGAUCUAAGAGAACGUCACAAGCACACCUUGUCAGCAUUAAAAAGAAACGAAUACAUACACUCGGGCUUGUAUUCAUCCUUCACUAUAAAUUCCCUGCAAAAUCAGACAGACAACUACAAAGUCAUCAAAAGUGAACAGGAGGACGAUGACGAAGACGUGGAGGAGGAAGAAGAAGAAAAGGAAAAGCCACAUGCCAAAAGCCCCAUGGAGGAAGUCAGAACUGUUAUAAGAUUUGUUACAAACAAAACAGACAAGCAAGCUGUCCGGCCUGUAGUUUCAAUACCAUCAACAUCAGAAUCGGCAGCCGCAUCAGAAUUUUUAACAUCUUUUUCUGCUAAACGGUCUUCUGAUAGGUCAAAUAGAGCUAGCGUGUCAUCUUCAUCACCCUGCUCCACCAGAUCACCAUCUCUGUCCCCUAACAUUUCCUACCGGACAGAGCAGAGAAGUCCAUUCUUUGAUUACCCUUGCCACAACACAGACACCUUGGAACCAUUAAAUCUCUCGGCAGGAUCCAAAACAAAGUUAUCUUGCCACCCGCCAAAGGCUAAGAAGCCCAAGGGUCUGGAGAUCUGUUCUCCACCCCUGCUCCUCUCUAGUAGCGAUAUUGGAUCGAUAGCUCUAAACAGCCCAGCACUUCCUUCAGGAUCUCUGACCCCAGCCUUUUUCACAGCUCAGAAACAAGAGGUGAGGAGGGCUCUGCUCAAACGAGCUUACAAUCUAGAGGGAGUAGGUAUGAUUAUAGAGGACCAGCUCAGCCCUUCUAGUUGGAGGAACCUGCCAGUGCCAGCCCUGUAUAAUGAUGAAACUCCAAAUGGAUUACUGUUAGCUCCAAGUCCUCUUUUGUCCAGUAUUCAUUUCUGGAGUAGCCUUAGCCCAGUUGCUCCUUUAAGCCCAGCCAGGCUGCAAGGACCAAAUACCUUGUUUCAGUUUCCAAGUCUGCUGAACAGUCACUUACCGAUGCAGUUGACAGGCUUGGACAGAGCUUCAUCUCCAGUGCUGCUAUCAACCUCUAACCCCCCAAAGUCCUGAUAUACUCCACUCAUUAUGGACUGGUCAACCAACCCAUGAAAUAACUCAUUACCAGAACACCUCAAGUCUCUGGAUAAACUGUACAUGUUCACACGGCACCUUCUGUGUUUCAUUGAAGUGGUCGACAGCAGUGCAAAGAAUUGCAUGAGUAUUAUAGGCUUUGUUUGGUUUAGUAAGUGUUGAGCACUGUUCAAUUCUCUCCCCCUCAAUCGCCGACUUAUGAUACACCCCUAUGUUAUGCACUUGAACUUUUGUCAACUAUAACCGGCUGUGUGCCUUUUUUUUUUUUAGUUGUGUAAAUUGUUUAUAUAUAUUUCUUGCAUUACGGGGAACAGUUAGGAAGAGAUACUUCUUUUGAUAGCAUUUUAAGCCCCUUUCCCCCAAACAUAUAGUCCAGCAAUAUUUGUAUUUAGUGCUUUUUAAAUGUAUAAUGAAACAUGGCCUUAUAUUUUCUACAUUGGGAACACAAAAAAAUAAAAAUAAAUGUUAUCUUUGAA